This is a messenger RNA of Thecamonas trahens ATCC 50062, 1078 nucleotides long. RefSeq names its product member Ras oncogene family RAB22A. Bases 15 to 656 code for a protein of 213 amino acids. The record is from RefSeq and is a predicted model, not a curated record. Gene Ontology annotation, molecular function: GTP binding; GTPase activity. NCBI's taxonomy places the organism in Eukaryota, Apusomonadida, Apusomonadidae. The transcript has 2 exons.
CCCGUCGCUGAGCCAUGGCCGCCGCCGCUGCUGCCUCCAAACACGUCGACCUCAAGAUCGUGUUCCUUGGGGCGUCGGGUGUGGGCAAGACGUCCCUGGUCCAGCGCUACGCCAACGACACCUUUGAGCCGACGCAGUCGACCAUUGGCGCCGCCUUUACCCUCAAGACUUGGCAUGGGCGUCGGUUUGGGGUGUGGGACACCGCCGGCCAGGAGCGGUACAAGUCGCUGUCGGCGUUCUACUGCCGCGGCGCCGGCGCCGCAAUCCUGGUCUACGACGUGACCAAGGCCGACUCGCUGCACGCCCUCGAUGCAUACAUGGAUCUCCUGGCGUCGGCCAAGGACGGCUGCUUCAAAGUCCUUGUCGGCUCCAAGCUCGAUCUGGCCCCCGAUGCCCGCGAGGUCACCCUUGACGCCGCCCGCGAGUACGCCACUUCGAUCGACGCAUUGCACAUCGAGGCCUCGGCAAAGACCGGCGACAACGUCAUGGACAUCUUCAACCACAUCGGCGUUGGCGUCUUUGGCUUUGACGCUAUGACCGCCUCUGCCAACGGCUCGCCCGCCUCCACCCCCACCCCCACCGCCUCCACCAGCACCGUCCGUCUCGACGACGACUCCGCCGCCAAGUCCGGCUCGGACAAGAAAAAGUGCUGCUAACUUAGCUGUAGCAGUACUCGUGGCACUUUGCUGUACUCGCAUCGCUUGUUGCUACGAAAAGUGGCUCAUCGCGUCGGCGUCGAGCUCACGGAUCUUGCACGUCGACUUGUCAAAGGUGUACGGGACAAUGCCGAGAUCACCGUCGAACCGGUUCUUGCGAAUGUCCAGGUACGUGUACUUUUUGCCGCGCUGGAUGAUGAUGACGUUGUCGGCCUCCUGCGUCGCCUUGGCCGUCCCAAACACUGACGAGGUGUUGAGAAGCGUGUCGUCGUCGACCUUGCGCGGAUGGACCACAAGCGAGAUGUGGACGUUGUGCUCAGUGGCAAACUUGCGGAGCGCCUCGAUCGACUUGUCUAGCAGCUCGAACCGCUCAAAGCCCUUGCCCUGGCCCGAGUGCAUAAACUGCAGGUUGUCCAGCACAA